This is a messenger RNA of Linum trigynum, 777 nucleotides long. Lineage: Eukaryota; Viridiplantae; Streptophyta; Magnoliopsida; Malpighiales; Linaceae. The record is from the annotation of a GenBank genome assembly.
CAAUUAAGAUUAGAGGCAGAUCAUGUUACAUCACGCAUUAGAGGCAGAGCAUGGCAACAGUUGUGAAGAACAUUGUGUUGAGUUUUGUCAAUAUUUUUUCUGUGAUGUUGUUUGGCUACGUAAUCAACGGUACUUGCCGGAGUCAGGUUUCGUUCGCCGUGAAGUGCCUGGUAAUAUUGGGGUGUUGUAUCGUUAGCGUGCUGGGAUCUCUGUUUGUGGAUUCGCUCAAGGGCGAUCGGCAGCAGAUUCAGUCGGCAAUUGGAGGAACCGCCGACCCAGCGAGGAAGGAAAACUGAUCGUGCAACCCUGAUAUUUGUUUGUAAUAGUGGUAGUUUCUGAUCUUAAAUUGACGUUCUAGUGUUUUGUGAAUGAAAAAUCUGAUGGCCUCAGACUCAGUUAUGUGAAUCGUUGUAAUCAUGAUCAGUUUAGAAAAUUUCUCUUGUUAUGUGAAUUGUUCGUGUGAACUGUGUCCUGAUUCUUUGGAGAAGACUAUGCCUAACAUAUGCUCGAUGAAAUGCCCCUGAGGAAACAUAGUUGGAAAUUAUCUUCUUGUAACAGCGUUGUCUGUCUUGAUUUCAUAGAAGAUUAUGCCUAACGUAUGCUCGAUGAAAUGUCCCUGAGAAUGCAUCCCACUGGCAUCCGUUUCCCUCUAGCCCACAUAUACUUUACUUUGAUUGUUCCCGUUAUUCGUACUCUAGCAAUAAUUUUGAGUCGCCGAUCAGUAACAUUGAUGGCGAAUGAUAGUAACUAGCCUCGAAAUGAAUAGUCUGCAGAAGU